UAGUCUUCGCGGGAGCUAUCGGUUUCCGAUUCUCUCCAUUUCCAUAACGUAACUUCAGCGGCAACUCUCCCAUCGCCGGCCACGUGAACUUUCCUCCGGCCGCCGCAUUCCCUUUUAUUCGCCUUGAUCUCCGAUCACCUGACUGGAAAUUCCCCUUUCCAUCGAGUUUCUUUACCCGGCAAUGAGACUUUGUACUUCAACAAUUUCUAACAGAUCCUUCCACUCCUCCCGAGUUUGAAGAGUUUUGGAAUUCUUUCCAACGAGAAUUCGAGCUCUUCUUCCUUCUCCCCAUGGCGUCGAGAAACCGGACUUUGCUUUUUAAGAAAUACAGGGACGCGUUGAGGAGUGUGAGGGUUCCUACCAGCUCUUCCCAUGCUUCUGCAUCGCCAUCGACUAGCUCAGCUGCUGGUGGCCCGGUGAUUGAAUUGGUUAGCUCCUCGUUGUUGCAUCCGAAUCGAUCGUAUGCUCCAUUAAGUACCGAGGAUCCGGGUAAUUCAAGUAAGGGUGCUCUUACCGUGGGUCUACCUCCGGCUUGGGUUGAUGUAUCCGAAGAAAUAGCUGCAAAUGUGCAACGUGCACGAGUGAAGAUGAUGGAGUUGGCUAAAGCUCAUGCAAAAGCUUUAAUGCCUUCAUUUGGUGAUGGUAAAGAGGAUCAACGAUUAAUUGAAUCUCUCACGCAGGACAUAACUAAUUUAAUCAAGAAAUCAGAGAAAGGACUCAAGAGACUCUUUGUAGCUGGACCUUCAGAAGACUCCAAUAUCAGAAAAAAUGUUCAGCGCUCUCUUGCCACCGAUCUUCAGAACCUUUCCAUGGAGCUUCGCAAGAAACAAUCAACUUAUUUAAAGCGCCUACGGCAACAAAAAGAGGAAGGUCAAGAUGGGAUUGACAUAGAGAUGAAUCUAAAUGGAAAUCGAUCGAGAAUGGAGGACGAUGAUUUAGAACAUAUGGUAUUUAAUGAGCAUCAGAUGGCUAAGCUGCGAAAGAGUGAAGCAUUCACUGCCGAAAGAGAGAGAGAGAUCAAACAAGUUGUAGAAUCCGUGAACGAGCUUGCUCAGAUCAUGAAGGAUCUAUCUGUACUUGUCAUAGACCAGGGUACCAUUAUUGAUAGAAUAGAUUACAAUAUUCAAAAUGUUGCGACGACAGUUGAAGAGGGCCUUAAGCAACUGCAGAAGGCAGAGAGAACACAGAAACAAGGAGGGAUGGUGAUGUGCGCGUCCGUGCUCAUUAUCAUGUGCUUCGUCAUGUUGGUUCUUUUGAUCCUUAAAACCAUACUAUUUUGAUCCUCAAGCAUGUAAUUCCGAGAUAAUGCAUAGUUACUGCAACGUUUUUCAAAGACCUUUACUCGACAAAGCUCAUGGCUUUUCCAGGCCAAUCCGAGGUUCUUGAGCACAUAGGACUCACUCGCUCUUCUGAUCAGCGUUUUCCGGUCAGGGAAGGGGAAGGGAUUUACCUUCUUGAAUUAUAGAGAUACGGUGGACGGUACUAUUUUGUAUAGGGAUUGAUUUAGCAUUGGAAACUUGCCAUUGAUAUAAUUCUUUUUCAUUUUCACGAGUUCUUAUAGAAGUUGAUUCUUGGCCGUCCAUCUUACUUGGAAGAUCAUUCAACACUUUCUUGUAUGAUGAUCAUGAUUGAUGUUUGUACUUUAUACUUUUGUAUUUCAGUGCAAUAAAAUUGACAUCAAACCUUCCUCUCCAA
Cucumis melo (muskmelon) is the source of this 1695-nucleotide messenger RNA. Its product is annotated as syntaxin-43. The coding region runs from base 291 to 1280 and encodes 329 amino acids. The record is from RefSeq and is a predicted model, not a curated record. Gene Ontology annotation, molecular function: SNAP receptor activity; SNARE binding. Lineage: Eukaryota; Viridiplantae; Streptophyta; Magnoliopsida; Cucurbitales; Cucurbitaceae. Gene Ontology annotation, biological process: vesicle-mediated transport; vesicle fusion; intracellular protein transport. Gene Ontology annotation, cellular component: membrane; endomembrane system; SNARE complex. The transcript is spliced from 8 exons.